UUUUUUUCUUUUCAAGAGUGAGGGCGAUGAGUGAGAGAUAGUGGGAGACAAGAGAGAAGCGUAAGUAGAGAGAAAUAUCUACAAAGGGAGAUGAGAGAAAUGGAGAGAUGAGUAGAGAGAGAGUUCAUGCCAGAUGCUUUGUAUACUGUUGGUCAACCCAAUGCUUGGUGAGCAAGUCCACCUUUCCAAAUCCCAUCUUGUUAUUCUGAUCUUCAUGACUGUAAAUGGAUAUUUUACUCAGACUCCCUGAGAUUCACAAGGAAUCUCGCUGGGCUAGCAGGGUAUAACAGAAAAACAAUGGAACAUUCAAGAAAAAUGAAGGCAUGAAAGUUUUAUGGCAACGCAGAAACGAUUCAUUUGUAAAUAGAGGUUUUUUACGUCUCCGUAAUAUGACCUCCAGUGUUGUGUUUAUUUGUGUGUGUGUGUUUGCACGCGUGCGACCAAUUAGCUCAGCUGAUUAGCGCUGUGUGUGACGGAACCAGGCACUGUGUUUAUUCAGCAUCAACCUGGCUUUCGCUGCUGUGACGAUCUAUACGCCCGUCCCUAAUGAGUCCAGUUUCUCCUGGAUAAGCAGCACUGUUCCGUUUCUAACAGUAGCCUUUUCUCCCUCUUUCUCUCACUCAGUAAUGCUGCUGGACACCACAGAGUCGACCUCCGAGCUGGGCUGGACCACUUAUCCGGACACGGGGUGGGAUGAGGUCAGUGUUCUGGACGACCGUGGGCGACUCAUCCGCACGUUUGAGGUCUGCAACGUCAACCAGAACCCUCGUGUGCAGGACAACUGGCUGGCCACGCCUUUCCUGCUCCGCUACUCUGCGCCGCGCGUGUUCGUGACGCUGCGUUUCUCCGUGCGGGAUUGCGCAAGCCUGCGCACGCCCUCCCCCUCCUGCAGGGAAACUCUCACGUUGUUCUACAAACAGGCCGACUCCCAGAGAGAGCUGGAGAGGACAUGGGCGGCAGAGCCAUCCAGUGGUGAGAAGGAGACCAGGGAAGGCUGGGUGAAGAUCGACACCAUAGCGGCGGACAAGAGCUUUACCAAGGUGGAGCCCAGUCUGCCGCACCAGUACCAGCCAGACCGCUACCGCCGCGUCAACAUCAAGACCCGCAGCUUCGCCCCGCUCACUCGCAAUGGAUUCGUCCUGGCCGUGGUCGACAGCGGAGCCUGCGUGUCUCUCAUGGGCGUGUCCAUCUUCUACCGACGAUGCCCGCCCACCAAUCGCUACCUGGCGUCCUUCCCGGCCACGCCCUCGGGGGCGGAGCCGACCACCCUGGUUCCCGUGAACGGGAGGUGUGUUCCCCACAGUCAGGCCCAGGGCGCCGCCCCUCGCAUGCACUGCAACGCCGAAGGAGAGUGGAUGGUGCCCGUGGGCGGGUGCAUCUGCGACGGGGGCUACGAGCCAAACUUCAACGGAUCAGCCUGCCUGGCGUGCCCCGUGGGCUUCUUCAAGGCGGUGUUGGGCUCUGUUCCGUGCUCGGCGUGCCCUCCUAACAGCCGAACCAGCCAGGAGGGCUCCCUGCUGUGUGAGUGUCGAAGCGGCUUCUACCGAGCGCCUGCCGACGCCAACUCCAGCGCCUGCACAGGGCCGCCCUCCGCUCCGGUCUCUCUCUCCUGGGAGUACGAGAGCGGUGAUGGCGGCGUGUCUCUCCGCUGGCGCCCCCCUGUGGACAUGGGCGGUCGUGGCGAGGCGUGGUACGGGGUGGUGUGUCGCAUCUGCCCCUCAGCCACCUUCAGCAACCCCGCCUCUUGCUCCUGGUGUGGGGAGGCGGUCACCUUCACCCCCUCCCAGACCCACCUGAGGCAGACUAAAGUCACCCUCAACAACCUGCUGACCAGAGUCACUUACCUCAUACAGGUGCAAGCGUUUAACGACGUCUCGUCGCUGAGCCCCUUCCCUCCUCGCUACGGAAGCAUCAACUUCACCACCAGCCAAUCAGUGCCCUCGCAGGUCCCCAUGCUGCACCAGAUGAGCCGUGCCCCAGAGUCCAUCACUCUGUCCUGGCCCCAACCUGACAGACCUAACGGUGACAUCCUGGAGUACCAGCUCAGAUACUUUGACAAGGGUUCAGAUGAGGACAGUGCAGUGAGUGUGUACAGUGAGACUAACACUGUGACCGUCAACUCUCUGGCUCCCGGCUCCAUCUACGCCUUCCAGAUCCGAGCACGCAAUGAGAGAGGCUACGGCCCCUACAGCCACACCAUCUAUUUCACUACCCUGGCCCUGGAAGAGCAUUCCAAGCAAAUCCAGAAUCGGCUUCCUCUAUUGGUCGGCUCGGUUAUGGGCGGGGCAGCCUUCCUUCUGGUUGUUGCUGCGAUUAUUGUUGUUUUUGUGUUUCGCAGUAAGAGAAGAGAGAGCCCCUACAGCGACAGACUCCAAAGAUACAUCAGCAACAGAGGUGGGGUGAAGUAUUACGUGGACCCCUCUACGUAUGAGGACCCCAGUGAGGCGGUAAAGGAGUUUGCCCGUGAGAUUGACCCAGCUCACCUCAAGAUCGAGGAGGUGAUUGGUGCAGCCCAGUUUGGGGAGGUGUCUCGGGGCAGGUACCGCCCUCUGGGCCGGCGGGAGCUGCUGGUGGCUGUGAAGACGCUGCGCUGGGGGGUGACUGACCGGGAGAAGGGGGUGUUCCUGAGCGAGGCGGGGGUCCUGGGCCAGUUUGACCACCCCAACGUGCUGAAGCUGGAGGGGGUGGCCACCCACAGCCCUCCAGAGAGGAUCAUCACAGAGUUCAUGGAGAACGGACCCCUGGAUGCUUUCCUCAGGGAGAAUGAGGACCAGUUCAGCGUGCUGCAGCUGGUGGGCAUGGUGCGGGGCGUGGGCGCAGGCAUGCGCUACCUCUCAGAGAAAAACUUUGUUCACCGCGACCUGGCGGCCAGGAACGUCCUGGUGAACUCGAACCUGGUGUGUAAGGUGUCCGACUUCGGGCUGUCGCGCCUCAUGAGGGGCCUGGACCACAACAUGCCCACCUACACUGCCUCACUGGGCAGUAAGAUUCCUGUGAGGUGGACUGCUCCCGAGGCCUUCCAGCAUCGCAAGUUCAGCUCGGCUAGUGAUGUCUGGAGCUUCGGCAUACUGAUGUGGGAAGUGAUGUCAUACGGAGAGCGGCCGUAUUGGGACAUGAGCAACCAGGAAGUGAUGAAGGCAGUAGCAGACCAGUACCGUCUUCCUGCCCCCCAUAACUGCCCCCCAGCUCUCCACUCCCUGAUGCUGCAGUGCUGGCAGGCUGAGAGGGCCGAACGGCCAGCCUUCGACUCUCUCCUCUCCUCUCUGGACAGGCUCAUCCGCCACCCCGCCUCCCUCAAGGCCGAGCCCACCCGAAGCACCUCCCAGCCCCUCCUUAGCCCCACCCCCACUGAUCUGUCGUCGGUGGCGACAGUCAGCGAGUGGCUGAGCGCCCUGAGGAUGGACAGGUACAGGGAGGAGUUUGAGAGAGCUCACCUGGACACUCUGGACAGAGUCAGCCUGAUCACCAUGGAGGAUGUCCAGGGUUUGGGAGUGAACCUUCUGGGCCACCAGAGGAAGAUCGUCAGUGCAGCACAGCAGCUUAGGACCCACCUCACCCAGGGCCAGGUGGAAGUGUGAGGGGGGGGGGGGGGGUCAACUGACCCAGGGCAAGGUGGGAGGGGGGCAACAAGGUUUAACCACACCUGGGCUCUGCAUCCAACAUCAGUGAUUCAUUUCUAUGGAAACAGCACAUUCGGUGAAGAGUUCAGGGAGGAACAAUGGAUUUGAUCAGCGCUGGAGGUGAUGAAAACAGUCGCUUCAUUUCUGAAUCCACUUUGGUCACCUGAUGGGAAUACAGACAACAAAGAGGUGCAUUGUGGGAGUUGUAGUCUACUGCAACGAGAGGUUAAGAAGAAGCUUCAUAGUAGGACAAUAUGAAGGAGAAAAAAAGUAUUGUUUUGUAAACAUGUUUUAUUUCACUUGUUUGCUGUUGUUUGCCUUGUUCUCUUCCCCCCAGUGUAUACACCUCCAUCUUGCGUCCUCUGUCUCACGUCCUGGUUAUCGCACAGCUUGACCUCGUUCCCCUAUCCACUCCUAAAUCUCACCACUGACCUUGAUGAAAGAAAUGGAAAACGGUGAACCUUUUUUUUUCUUUUUUUCUUCUCAAAAACAGGGUUCUCAAUUUUUAGAGACAAUCAAAGACUGCUUCUACUGUUGAUAUCAUGAACAUUUGGUGGAUUAUUUGUUGCAUCAUCACGCUGUUUGUACUGAAAUCAGCCAGUGGUCAUUUGUCAUGUACAGAAACACUAGUCAUAUUGUGACUGUUGGUCACUCCUGUCACACUUGUCUAGGUGACUUCCAGUUGGGUUCUAGUUGGGCAGGGGUCGGGGGUGCAGUUUUCAUGUUAUAGCGGAGGAAAUAAAAUGUAAAAACCUGGAAAUAAAAUGAUGGUCAAAACAGGGUUUAAGAAUGAAGGGUUGAUGGUUAGCAUGUUAGCAUGCUUCUUGUAGAGGUUUACAGAGAUUGAAGGCUGGAGGGACUGUGUCCCUGAGGUCUCAUGGAGUAGCUCUGUUUGCUGCUGCUCUGCUGCAGAAUAUCUCACUCUGCCUCACCCUGUCCCACCCUGCCUCACCCUGCCUCACCCUGUCC
Molecule: messenger RNA, 4589 nt
Organism: Hypomesus transpacificus
Lineage: Eukaryota; Metazoa; Chordata; Actinopteri; Osmeriformes; Osmeridae
Gene: ephb6
Product: eph receptor B6
Exons: 18
Coding region: 627-3578 (983 amino acids)
Biological process (GO): central nervous system projection neuron axonogenesis; axon guidance; cell surface receptor protein tyrosine kinase signaling pathway
Cellular component (GO): plasma membrane; neuron projection
Molecular function (GO): protein binding; transmembrane-ephrin receptor activity; ATP binding
Source: RefSeq, a predicted model, not a curated record